AUGGCCGCGGCUCCAAGUGCGACAGCACCUAAGCAUAACUACACACUCGGAACAAAUGCUUCGCAACUCGAGCUGUACAAGUACCUCAAGACUGUUCCUCCCAUCCCAGAGCUGCGACAGGCGGUAACAAUUAAGAAGUACGAAGAGGCUUCUGUUGAUGAUACCUUGUACCCGUUGAUUGAUGAGCACCAGAUCAUCAUGGUGGUCGGUGCUUUCUUCGGAGAUGAGGGAAAGGGGAAGACAGUGGAUGCCGUUGCUCGCCACCCCGCAUGCACGUGCGUCGCCCGAGUUAACAGCGGAGAAAAUGCUGGACACACAGUCUUUGAUGACAUUGGCCGCAAGUAUGUGUUUAACCUUGCCCCAUCCAGCCUUCUCACGCCCAACACGCGCAACUACGUGAGCUCGGAGUGUGUUAUGGAUCCCAUUAGCUUCAUGGAGAGGGAGAUAGGACAAUUUAUCAAAUCAAAUAUGCCCUACAAGGACAAGCUCUUUGUUGGCAAUGUUUUUGUGGUUACACCCUACCACAAGUUGCUUGAUUUGCUUGGAUCCGCACCAAACUCCUCAACCUUGAAGGGCAUGUCCCCCAUCCAUGCCUCAAAGGUGACGAAGCGUGGCAUCCGCCUGGACCACAUUUUCAAUGAUGAGGGGGUUCUCCGAGCCCGGCUUGCUAAGGACAUGGACACAUACUAUGGAUUGCUAAAAGUUAAGGGACUAACCGAUAAGGAUGUGGUCCGCCGCUGUCAAGAGGAGAAUGCUGAUGGUGUGGAGCGUGUGCCAGGUUAUGUGGUAGACUUUGCGCGGGCGGAGAAUAAGAUCGACUAUUUGGUGAAACUCUACACUGAGCGAGUGAAGAACAACAAGGACUUCCCACGGCGUUGUGACGUGACCCAUGAAUUACGCGCGGCACUUGCCAGGGGUGAGAAAUUGCUGUUGGAGGGCCCGCAGUCCUACUGGCUGAGUAACGCCCGUGAGAAAUUCUGGGAGAGCACCACCUCCGCGGACACGACGGCAGGUGGACUACUGGCCUCUGCUCAGUUCAACUUUCAGCGGUAUAAAGUUUUGGUGAUUAAUGUGCACAAGGCACCGGGAAGCAGCCGUGUUGGAAUUGGCGCAAACCCCAGUAGCUUUGUCCCGCAAGAUUAUUACUCCGCCCAGGACAUAAAGACCCUUGAGGCGCUACCCAAGGGUGGGUGCGUUGACUUCGACAAGAUUCAAAACUUCUUUUACACUAAGGCGUUUAACACCGAGUCGAAAACCUUUAACGGCAUAUAUGAGCCGCUGGAGUACGAGGAUGCCACUGGGAAGUAUAACAUUGGCGUCGCGAUGUCCAUCGCUUCUGCCCGCCAUCAUGGGGAAUGCGGUGCAGUCACCAAAAAACCGCGCGUCUGCGGGUUCUUCGACUGCGUGUUGCACUUUGAGGUUAACGCGGUCCAGGGGCCGUACCUUUCCAUCUCUGCAGUCGACCGUGGUGACGACUACGAUAGGAUUGGUAUUACAAUUGCAUAUGUUUACUACGAUGUGGGAAAUAAGAUGGUGGACGCGAACGGCCGUGUGUACAAGAAUGGAGAUAUCAUCAAAGCCGGAGACCCGGUGCCUUGCGAGAUGGCGUUGUACCACUGCUAUCCAAUUGUGAAAGUUAUCAACGGAUGGAAAGGCGCUCCCAUUGCGGCUUCGAAGCGUCGUCCUAACGAGCCACUGCCGAAGGGCGUGUGUGAAUUCAUCGCAAAUGUGGAAUUCUUCACUGGCGCAAAAGUUAUUUCCAUUGGCAACGGCCCGAGGGGUUCAGACAUUAUAUACCUCAAGCAAUAA
Molecule: messenger RNA, 1809 nt
Organism: Trypanosoma brucei brucei TREU927
Lineage: Eukaryota; Euglenozoa; Kinetoplastea; Trypanosomatida; Trypanosomatidae
Product: adenylosuccinate synthetase, putative
Exons: 1
Coding region: 1-1809 (602 amino acids)
Biological process (GO): 'de novo' AMP biosynthetic process; IMP metabolic process
Cellular component (GO): cytoplasm
Molecular function (GO): adenylosuccinate synthase activity; GTP binding
Source: RefSeq, a predicted model, not a curated record